Molecule: messenger RNA, 1232 nt
Organism: Nycticebus coucang (slow loris)
Lineage: Eukaryota; Metazoa; Chordata; Mammalia; Primates; Lorisidae
Gene: CLDN34
Product: claudin 34
Exons: 2
Coding region: 397-1044 (215 amino acids)
Biological process (GO): cell adhesion; bicellular tight junction assembly
Cellular component (GO): plasma membrane; bicellular tight junction
Molecular function (GO): structural molecule activity
Source: RefSeq, a predicted model, not a curated record
AAUUGUAGUGUAUCUAGACAAUGGGAUUCAAUUCAGCAAUAAAGUGGGACAAAAUUCUCAUAAUACUAUAAUAUGAAUGAACCUUGAAAACAUUAUGCCAGAUGAAAAGAGCCAAGCACAAAAUAUUAUACCCUGUAUGAUUCCACUCACAUUUUUAAUGUUGGCAUAUUGUUGCAUUGCCUGGAUAUAGCAUAAAUCAUCUAACCAGGCACUAUUGUUGGACUUGAUGUUGUUUCUAUUUUUCAAUACUACAAACAGUACUAUAACGAUCAUCUUUGUGUCUAGAUAUUUCUGGCUAGCCUUAAUUAUAUCUUUGGACCAAUGCCCAGAAGUGGAAUGGCCUGUUUGAAGGUCUCUGCAUUUUAAGGCUUUGGUUCCCCUGGGUACGCUGCCACCAUGCUGCUCCUCGUCAAUAGUGCCAAUUGUCAAGUGGCAGGUUUUGCUCUUAUCACCGUGGGAUGGCUCCUGUCGGCGACUUCCAUGGGCCUCGCGGAGUGGCGAGUGUGGCACGUAGACAAUGCCUCGUCAUUCCCCCCUGGUAUCGCCUGCGUGGGAAUGUGGAGAGUCUGCGUCUACCACCAUAGCAGCAACAUCAGAAAAGCCAAAUUUUGUCACCGGUACACCAUCCUUGAUGACUUUCUCCCUGCCGACAUUCAUCUUUCUCAAUACCUCCUGCUGACGGCCACCAUACUAGGGCUCCUGGGGAGAGGCUUCCUCAUUUUAGCGCUUAGGAACGUAUACCUGGGAAUUGUUCAGAAGCAUGACAUUAACAGUCCAUUUAUCAUUUCAGGGAUUCUGAGCAUAAUUGCUAGUAUCUGUAUCACAGUUGCUGUGCUCCACAAUUACAACUGUAUCAGGCAUCUACGGGGGAUUGCCUUCCCGCCAUCCUUCCGUCUGCCCUUCAAGCCAGAUAGCCAGGAAGCAGGGAGUGCUGCUUUAGUAGCAAGUCUGGGUGCCUUCCUGAUGUUGUUAAGUGGGAUUUUUUCUCUCUUUUACACUUUUCCCCUGGAUAGCCAAGUGCAUCCCAUGGCUUGGGAACCAUGAAUUUCCCUAUUGCAUUCACUUUGCAAAUUCAAGAUUCCCAGGAGUUUAUGGAAAGUAUUACCAGAAUACUCUACCAAAUAUUUCUAAGGACUCAAGACCAUGUCAAAGGUAGUUCAAGAUGGAAAAUGGCCAACUGUUUUCUUCUCUUGCCUUGUGUUUGGAAUGUUGUUCAUGAUUGGUUACGUGAA